This is a messenger RNA of Macrosiphum euphorbiae (potato aphid), 261 nucleotides long. The record is from the annotation of a GenBank genome assembly. Lineage: Eukaryota; Metazoa; Arthropoda; Insecta; Hemiptera; Aphididae.
AUGAAGUACGAUCCCGUGCGCAACUCUUUUAGAGCAUCGCCACAGACAGAGAUCGUACAAGUCAGUGGCUACGCCGACUCAAAGUCGCGACGUUCCAGCGCCCCAACGAGUGGGAUAAGGCUGAAUAUUGCUGGUUUCCUAUCCCUCUAUGUUCACGGGAGUAACGCAACGGUAACCUCUCGUUAUAUUUCGACGCCGAAGAAAGGUCUAGGCCGGAACUUCGGCGCGAGUACUCGAUGCGCCUCCGCGAGACCCGUGUGA